This is a messenger RNA of Tetranychus urticae (two-spotted spider mite), 1012 nucleotides long. It is a transcript of the gene FLASH, whose product is annotated as FLICE-associated huge protein. The record is from RefSeq and is a predicted model, not a curated record. Lineage: Eukaryota; Metazoa; Arthropoda; Arachnida; Trombidiformes; Tetranychidae.
ACUUUGGCGCCAAAGAUUUUUUGUUAGACAUGUUUUAAUACCCAUUUUCAUAUGUUAAUUUUUUAAUUGUUUUUAAUAAAAUUCAACCUACUUUUUAGCUUUUAAUUUAGUGUCUAUGAACUUCUGUGUCUAGGCUUACAAUUUAAGUGUUUUUAGUCGUUUCCAUUCAUCACUGUUAUGGCUGAUAUUGACUUGUACUCAGACUUGGAUUGGGACAAAUUUGAUGAAAACAAUAUUGGUUCAAAUCUCAAUGAUGUUGCUAUUCUCCAGGAUUCGUUUGACAAGUUAGAGAAGGAAAAAAAUGUCGUCGAUUCAGAAUUGAAAGAAAUCAAGGAAAAAUACGAGCGUAUGGUGAUGGUCAAUAAAAUUUUAAAAACAAACAUCUCAUCUUUGUAUAAAACUGCAAAAGCGGAGUUGGAAAGAAAAAACGAUCGAAUUAGUGAACUAACCAGACAAAUUGAUGAUCUAGUGUUUAGACGAAGAACUAGUUCAAAGUGAGAACCCAUGUGGCUUUGAUAAAUGUCUUGGAAGAUUUCACCGUGGAUAUCAUUUAAAUGACCAUAAAUAUCCGAAAGAUAAAGCCAAUUUAGGUGAACCAAUAAGAGGUCGAUUUGCUUUUAAUCAUAGACUUAUCUCAUGGAGGAUCAAUGCCAUUAAUUUCUACUGUACAUCGACAUUUGUGUUUAUCUCUACAAGUCAAUAUUGUAAUAUAUUUUGUAUAACUACACCAACAAUCGAAUGAAUUCGAUUUUUAACCUAGUUUGAGUUGUUUAUUGAAUUCGGUUUGCUUUGACGCUAUCGAAAACUCACUCAGUUUCAAUUUGAGACUUAUAUCUCUAUAUUAAUUUUGGAGAUUUGAAUGUGUGUGGCAGCUAAUGUACUGAAAAACUAGCGUGAUUGCUUACUCAAUAUUGUAGCACAUUCACAAUCUGGACUUGUAAUGGGAAUAUUGGAAAGCAAUAAAAUCAAGAUUCACAUAAUUUUUGACUCGAAUCAAAUUGAUGACAAAAAA